This is a messenger RNA of Cyprinus carpio (common carp), 4831 nucleotides long. It is a transcript of the gene cep295, whose product is annotated as centrosomal protein 295. The record is from RefSeq and is a predicted model, not a curated record. Gene Ontology annotation, biological process: regulation of centriole replication. Gene Ontology annotation, cellular component: centriole; cytosol; centrosome. Lineage: Eukaryota; Metazoa; Chordata; Actinopteri; Cypriniformes; Cyprinidae.
UUUGAAGGAACCGUUGGAGUUUGUUGACAAAGAGCCGAUCGAGCAGCAGCCUCUCUCGCACCUGAGCUCUGUGCGAAGAGAUGAGGGGAAGAGUCAGUGUGAGGCUCAGUCCGAAUGAGGAGGCGCAGCUGGAGAGACAGGAGCUGCACAGGAGGAGGAAACUGCGCCUGCAGCAGGUGCGCGAGCAGGAGCGCUUCAUCGCGCGGCAGGUGCGCGCGCAGGUGCAGGAGCGCAGACAGCAGCAGCUGCAGACGCUCGCGGACUCUCUGCAGCUCCAGUGGCAGCAGCAGCAGAUACUCAGACUACAGGCUUUAUCCACACACUACCAGCAAAGCCUGGACUCUGUCGGACACGGACACCGCAGCGCUCAGGAGAAUGAGCCUGAUCUGGAGGCGCUGGCUCAGAGGAGUGUGGAGAGGCGGGAGCGUGCGGACGAGAGACACCGGGAGGCUCUGAGAGAGCUCAGCACCCGCAGACAGCAGGAAGAGCAGCAGCAGCGACGGCACACUGAAGCGCGGAGGAAAGCUCUGCUGGAGGAGAAGAGGAGAGCGGAGAGAGUGGCCAGUCUGCCGCCCCCUCGUCCAGACCCAGUGGAGAGCAUCGGGAAGAAGACGCCACGUCCGCUGAGGCCAGCCGCAGCAGAGCGUUUCUCUCUCACACACUGUCACAUGACCGCUGUGGACCGAGAGACUGACCCCGAGCACCAGCCGAGCGCUCAGCAGGCCGCAGCGCUGGAGGUCCAGCGUCUGGAGGAGCUGCGGCGAGAGGAGGCUCGUGACCGGCAGGAGCGGCUGGAGAGAGCACGUCUGAGAGGAAACCACGCGCUGCGGACAGAGCAGCACACACAGGAUCGUGCGCGGCUGCUCUGUGAGCUGGAGCGUCUGCAGCAGGCUGAUCUGAUGCGCCGCAGGCAGACAGUGAAUGCCGUCCCAGCUCAGAUCUUCCAGCCUCUCUACAGACAGCAGGAGCUGCGGGACGAGCAGCAGCGGGAGCUCGAGAUCGCCUUCCAGGACGUGUGCACGGAGGAGCGCAAGGUCAAAGGUGACUUGGUGCUGCAGCUGGUGCCCGAACCUCUUCCUCCCCUGUCCUCCUCUAGUCAUGAUGAGGAGCUGGAUGUGACCCUUGACCCUGAAGGGGAGGAGCCUGAGACCCCGGGAUCUGAAACGGCAGCUCCUCCGGCUGACGCGGGCAGACAGGCUCUGAGCAGACUGCUGGAGCGCAUCAGGAGGCAGAGAGAUCAGAGGAGCCGCCAGCAGACCGCAGACACGCCAGAGACGUCACGUGACGGAGACACACAGGAGGAGGCCUUGAGUGUUGAAACUGGAUCCUUGAGCAGCCAGGAAAAAGCAUCAGGAGGCAGUUUAGAGCAGGAGACGCCUAGCACAACACACACUGAGGACGCGCCUGAUGUUAGUGAUGAAGCCGUGGUGGCAGGAACGGUGCUGCCGCCGGAGGAGCGGGUCCAUGUGGAGAGCGAGAGAGCGCACAUGGAGCAGCCGACCCAUGUGGAGGCGCUGUUGAGACAGCAGCAGGAGCAGCUGGCUCUGCUGGAGGAGCUGGAGGAGAAACGCCGUGAGCUGGAGCAGCGCUUGAGAGACACUCAGCAGACCAGCGCCACACUGCAGGAAGCUGCUCGCAGGCAGAGCACAACACUUCCUGAACCGCCUGCAGAGGUCAGGUCAGAUGUCACGCAGACGCAGAGACUCCAUCAGUACCAGCAGAGACUCCUGGAGCAGAACAGACUUCAUAAGAAGUGUGUUGAAGAAGCUCGCCGACGGCUGGAGGAAUAUCAGCAUACUCUGAAGUUACGAUACACCAUUGGCAGCACGUCAGCAGCACUGCAGCAGCCUUCUGUUCCUCUGGAGACACCAUCUGCCCACCGCCCUGCACUUCCUCUCGUUCUCAACCCCGAUGCUCAUGUCCUGCAUCCAGGAGAAGCACCUGCUCCGUCACAGCCUCCGCAGCCAAAGCCCUCUGGAUCUGAAUCCAGCUCACCGCAGGGUGGACAGGAAGACCGUGUUCCUGAGCAGGACCGGCUUCCUCUUCCUCCCCCCUCCGUGGUUCUGGAGCUCCUGCGCAGCCGGCAGCAUCAUGCAGUGCCGCGGUCCUCUGAGGUCAGUGGUUCAGUGACAGAGCUGUCCUUCGGUCCAGUCCAGACUUCAGUGCGAUCGGUGCCGCUGCUUCAGGACAGACAGGAGCUGAGGAGACAGAGAGACCUCCUGCAGGCUCUGAUCACAGCAGACAGACAGGGUUCAGCGUCGAGCUUCAGUGAUGUUCAGACAGACCGGACGACUUUGAACACUUUGCUAAAUGCCAUUGAGGAAGCUAACGGCCACACCAGAGCCCUGACAGCACCCAGCCAACAAGACGGAGCCACACACACCACGACAGUCCUCUCAAACAGCUCUGUGUGUGAUCCAGCCCCAGUGCAUCGUGGGCGAGUGAAGCCGCCAGUGUCUCGUCCACCCGCCCGUUUGGCCUUCUUACGGCAGAUGGAGCAGCAUGAACUCAGUGCUAUACAGGAAGUGGAUUCGCCAGUCAACAUCAGCCUGGACGCAGAGCUGCAGUCUGUUGAUGUGAGCGGGUCCAGCAGCACGUCUCUGCCCGCCAUCUCCUCUGAAGACGCUCACAGCGUGGCUCACAGGUCACAGGUCACGGGCAGAAGCAGCCGCAUGUCCUGGAGAGAGACACUCCUGUGUGACUCCACAGCCUCAGCGAGUCCGUCCAGCAUGAAUCCCCAGCACGAGUGCUUUGGUGCUGUUGGUCCAGACUACCUCUCAUCCACUACGAUCUCGACAGGAAGCUACUCCACUAGUGACCAUGAGCCCAGUUACGCCAUUUCAGAUGCGUCUCAUCUCUGCAUCGAGCCUGACGUGUGUGGCCGGUCACCCAAAUCCAGUUCCUGUCACAUGACCACUGACCAGGCACAGGAAAUGAGAGACUCUGCGCAGCAGAUCAUAGAUAAAUACAGCAAAGAGCUGAGCGCUUCACUGAGGCGCGCGGGAGUGACCUCAGGUGCAGUGAACAGCAGCUCAGCGUCUCCGUCCUGGUCCAGUGCGCUUCAGGAGGAGUGUUCACUGCAUGAUGGAGACGCAGCGGAGCGCAGGAGCAGCUCUCACAGUUCAGCCGAGCUCUCAGGUGUUUUCCAGCCGCUACAGCCUCAUCCAGACGUUGACUCUUCCUCUUCAUCAUCUAGAAAUGCAGUGCGAGCUGAUCAGAGCACUAGAGCACAGGGCUGGAGCGAGGCUGUAAACCGGAUCCUGGAGCGCCUCUCUGAUCAGUUAUCCAUCAGACGGAGCGAGCAGGGUCACGGCACCACGUCCGCUGAACCUCGUCUGUCGCCCUCCGUGUGUGGUGAUCAGCACUCGUCCACUGUGAGGCAGACCCGGACCGGUCACGUGCACAGCACACUCUGGAGCGCUGAGGAUCGGUCAGCCUCUCCUGAUCAGUUUGCCUUCAGCCGGUUGAUUGGUAGAGCGUCAGAUAUGGGUUCGUCUCAGGUGUUUGAUCAGAGCAGCGUCCUCGCCGAUGGACCGGAGGAAGUGACUCAGAGCACAGCUGCAGGACCAGCGCAGCGCUUCAGUCCGGUCAGAUCAUCGCUCCAGCCGUCAGCGUCACAGAUGAUGACCGAUGAGCCACAGGACGAUGCAUCAGAUUUGUUUCUUCCUCUGCCUUCUGAAGUCACUGCCAAUGAGACGGCAGACUGUUCGAGGGCUCUCUGUGUCCCGCUGGAGGCAGAACCGUGCUGCGCUGCUGAAGCCUCUGACUGGCUGGAGGCCACAGAUCAAUCCCUGACAUCCCUGCAGCAUCUCCGAGUCGACACGCUGCUUCAGUCUCAGCCAGACCUGCAGAUCUCCAUGGAUGAGCUCUCUCUUACCCACGAGUCCCUCUGCGACGCGGACGCUGUGGCUCCACCCACUGCUGCAGACGUGAGCCUCAUGCCACGCUCCCCUCUCAAGACCUCUCUACAGGAAGACCGGCUUGAGCCCGCAGCUCAGAUGCCCUCACAGGAAGUGAGCUGGGAGCCGCCGCACCUGACCGAGCUCUUAGAGCGAGCACAGGCGGCGGGUGACGUGAAGGGCAUCCUGGAGGAGUCCACCAUCUCCUUCAUCAGUCUGCCAGAGUCAACACUACAGGAUCCUGAGCUCACCCUCACACAGACUCCAGACACAGGAAGUGCUGCACAGGAAGUGGAGUGUGCUGGCCGUGAGGGUGAAUCACAGAGCCGGUCAGAGGAGGCGUUCCCUCGUGCUGUGAUGCUGCUGGAGUUUCAGAGCUCUUCUGCUCAGCAGCAGCGCCGGCGGGAUCGUCUCGCUCAGAGGUCAGCGCUCAGAGCCGCCCAGAUCAAAGCCAGACACCCAGAGUCUGGGAAAACCACACCGGUCCAGAGAGUGUCCAGAGCCACAGGACGCACAGAUCCUGAACCACACACAGCUGACAGACUGAAGAGCGUGGCUGAGGUGCGGAUCUGCUCGGAUGAACACAGACGCCGUGAGGAGGAGCAGAUGUACAGCCGCACACAGAGAUUGUACAGUCAGUUAGAGGAGGUUAAACAGAAGAAGGAGCUGCGGAGCCGUCAGGAAUCAUACGCUAAGAACCGUGAGAAGGCCAGAGACUUCCAGAAGAAGACGCUGGAGAAACUGAGGGCCAAACUGAACCGCUGACGUGUUUGGAGAUUCAUCGCUGCUGUUUGUUAUUAGUCUCAAUCAGAUUUUAAAGUGCCGAGAUAUUUUAUUUUUCUGUGUCUGUAUGUUGUGUAUUUUAAGUAAAAUGUUGUUUUAAUUUAAUCGAGUCAUCAGUGUGAUUGUGAAUAAUAAUACACUGCCCUGUU